Molecule: messenger RNA, 3323 nt
Organism: Protobothrops mucrosquamatus (brown spotted pit viper)
Lineage: Eukaryota; Metazoa; Chordata; Lepidosauria; Squamata; Viperidae
Gene: SPAST
Product: spastin
Exons: 16
Coding region: 1-1767 (588 amino acids)
Cellular component (GO): microtubule cytoskeleton
Molecular function (GO): ATP binding; ATP hydrolysis activity
Source: RefSeq, a predicted model, not a curated record
AUGAAUUCUCCGGGAGGGAGAGGGAAGAAAAAGGGCUCAAGCGCCUCCAGUUCCCCGACUCGGGCCGCCGGGGCCUCCCCUUCAUCCGCCGCCGCCGGCCCGGCUCCCGCCCCACACCGCCAACAGGCGGCGGUGGCUUCUCCUCACAAGCGGAAUCUCUACUAUUUCUCGUAUCCGCUUUUCGCCGUCUUCGCCCUGCUUCGUUUCCUCGCCUUCCAGCUCGGGCUGCUCUUCGCCUGGCUCUGCGAGCGCCUCUCCCGCGGCGGGGCGUUGAUGGCCGCCGCCAAGGGCACCAGCCGAGCAGGCGAUGCGCCCGAGUCGGUCCGAGCCUGUCACAAGCGCGCCUUCGAGUGCAUCUCCACGGCUCUGCGCAUCGACGAAGACGAGGCGGCAGGACAAAAGGAACAAGCUGUUGAAUGGUAUAGAAAGGGAAUUGAAGAACUCGAGAAAGGAAUAGCUAUAUUAGUUAUUGGUCAAGGAGACCAUUAUGAUCGAGCUCGUCGCCUCCAGUCUAAAAUGAUGACAAAUUUGGCAAUGGCCAAGGACCGUUUGCAGCUGUUAGAGAAGAUGCAGGCAGUUAAGCCAAUUCCCAAGCUGCAAAUGGAAGUCCGUAGUGACAAUACUAACCUGGUAUGCCGCAAUGGACAUCUCCAGUCAGAAAAUGGAACUGUUCCGAAAAAGAAGGAUCCAUUGUCUCACAGUAGUAAUUCACUUCCUCGUUCAAAAUCUGUGGCAAAGGCUGGAUCCGGAGGAUUUUCUGGGCACCAAAGAACACCUAGUUAUACCGGAGUUUCUAAUUUUUCUGCACCUAGAGUUCCUUCAGCUGCAACUCAGAAGGCUACUCCCAAAAAUAAUAGAACCACCAAGCCUUCUACUCCUUCAUCUGCUGUACGAAAAAAGAAAGACACGAAGAUUUUCAGAAAUGUGGAUAGUAACCUUGCUAAUCUUAUUCUCAAUGAAAUUGUAGACAGUGGGCCAUCUGUCAAUUUUGAUGAUAUUGCUGGGCAGGAGUUGGCUAAACAGGCACUGCAAGAAAUUGUUAUCCUUCCAUCACUUAGACCUGAAUUAUUUACAGGACUUAGGGCUCCUGCACGUGGAUUGUUGUUGUUUGGCCCACCAGGAAACGGGAAGACGAUGCUGGCCAAAGCAGUGGCUGCAGAAUCAAAUUCAACCUUCUUUAACAUAAGUGCUGCAAGUCUGACAUCAAAAUAUGUUGGUGAAGGAGAGAAACUAGUCCGUGCACUUUUUGCAGUAGCUAGAGAACUUCAGCCUUCUAUCAUUUUUAUUGAUGAAGUGGAUAGUUUAUUAUGUGAAAGAAGAGAAGGUGAACAUGAUGCUAGCCGACGUUUAAAAACAGAAUUCUUAAUAGAGUUUGAUGGUGUAAGUAUUAAUUGUGGAACAGUAUUACGGCGAUUCACCAAACGAGUAUAUGUAUCAUUACCCAAUGAAGAGACUCGACUGCUUCUACUAAAAAAUCUCUUGAGCAAACAAGGAAGUCCAUUAACCCAAAAGGAAUUGGCACAAUUAGCUAGAAUGACAGAUGGAUAUUCAGGUAGUGACUUAACAGCAUUGGCAAAAGAUGCAGCGUUGGGCCCUAUACGAGAAUUAAAACCAGAACAGGUGAAGAACAUGUCUGCUAGUGAGAUGAGAAACAUUCGGCUGUCAGAUUUCAACGAGUCUUUGAAGAAAAUAAAAUGCAGCCUUAGCCCUCAAACCCUAGAAGCUUACAUUCGCUGGAACAAAGCCUUUGGAGACACUACAGUUUGAUCAACAACUUUAUCAAAGGAGGGGAGAAUGUUGUCAGCAAGGGACAGCUGAUUCAAACUAAUGCUGAAUGUUUACAAGAUAUCAGCAGUAUCUGCACUAAAAGGCAAGACUGAUUUUUAAUAGUUGAUGAUGCGUUCCCUUAACUUUAAUGCCCAACAAAUUUUGAGAGCACAGUAAAAUGGGGAAGAGAAUUCUACCAAAUGAAUGAUAGGAAAAAUGUACGUUGUGUCCUUUUUUUGUAUUUUCUAAAGGGUUGUUCAUGAUAUUUGCUUUGGUUGUGUUUUUCUUAAUCACUAAGCCUUGUUUUCAGUUUCUUUGUGUAUUGAUAAUGUGCCAAAUUAAACAUAAAUCCAUAUGCAUAAGAAUAUUAUUUUGAAAGGUCCACAAUAUAAAGCAUCUAUGUAAUCUGUUCUAUUUGUGAAGUUCCACAGUCAAUAUAGUAAUACAACAAAUUGGUAUACCAAAUGGCUUAAAGCUGUCCAUUUCUUUCUGCAGGAUUUUUUCAGAGCAUUUAUAAAUAUCCAUAGUAAGAUCUUGUUUUGGUAUCAUAGCCAAAAUGUGAAAUAGUAUUAAUUUAAAUCAACGACAGUUUCUCUUCAGUGCUAGUUUUUGUGUCCACAAUGACCAAAAGCCAGGGAAUUUUCCAUUCUGGUGGUUUUCUAAGAUAUGCAAGUGAUCAUAGCUGUAAUUACUUGUAUAAUUGGUCUUUUAUAUCUACCAUGUGCUUCAGUUUAUAGUUAUACAACCAUUUUUAAAAAACUUUAUUAAAUGACUUGUAAUAUAAUGAGCAUUUAAUAUUAAAGGAACAGAUGGAUUUACUUCUCUGUCUAAUAAGAUUGGUGUUUACAAAAUGAAUAAUUUAUUCAAUUAUAUGUUUGUUAUAAUAGAAAGGGUAUGAAGUAGAUAUGUGAAUAAAGACUUAAUUCAUUUUUUUAAAUUUAGUAAUUGUGCAAAAGGAUAGAGAAACAGGGAUAGAAGAGUAAGAGUAACAUUUCUGUUAAAAUGUUAUCAUUGGUUUUUGAAAAGUACUUUUAAACUUGAAGCAGGAUUUUAUGAACUUUAUUUAAAUUUUAUUUGACAAUACAUAUUAUUGGCAAAUCAACAAUACUCUUAAUCUUAAACUAAGAUUUUCACAUUUUUAUAGAGAUCUCUUCAGUUGCUUAUUGAAGAAAUUAUGCCUUAUGUGCAAAAGCAAAUCUAAAAAAUAAGAUAUUAUUCUGUUUAGUUGUUACUAAAUUUUGUAUAAGUUAUAUUAAACCAUCACAGCUUUAUUUAAAUAUAAUAAAAGUAUAUUACUUGGUUCUUACAGCUUGAUUGAAUAGGGCAAGUAUUUUAAUAUCUGAAACUAAUAGUAAAUUAAUUGUGAUUUAUCUUUGAGAAUUUGGAAAUCUAGGUUUCAUAGUAUUGUGGAUACCCUUUAAUAUACUUCUCUCUUUCCCUCCAAUUUUCUUUGCUUACACGUAAAGUAUGUGUGUGUGGGAUAUGUACACAUGCAUGUCUCCAACUUCAGCAAAUAUUUGUAAGAUGUACCUACUAUGGAAUAAAUUUAAAGCCUC